UGCGUCCUGCUGGGCCCGGUCCUGUUGCUGCUCUGGGUGUCUGUGGCUUGGGCCGAGGUCCUGGUGCAGCCAGAUUUUGAUGCCAAGAAGUUCUCAGGCCUCUGGUACGUGGCCUCCGUGGUCUCUGACUGCAAGGUCUUCCUGGGCAAGAAGGACCACCUGCUGAUGUCCACCAGGUCCAUCAAGGCCUUGGCAGGUGGCAACCUCAGUGUCCACAUGGAGUUCCCUUGGGCUGACGGCUGUCACCAGGUGGAUGCCGAGUACCUAAGAGUGGGCUCUGAGGGCCACUUCAGAGUCCCAGCCCUGGGCUACCUGGACGUGCGCGUCGUGGACACGGACUCCAGCUCCUUCGCCUUGGUCUGUAUCUACAAGGAGCUGGAGGGAGCGCUCAGCACCGCGGUGAAGCUCUACA
This is a messenger RNA of Ailuropoda melanoleuca (giant panda), 412 nucleotides long. RefSeq names its product lipocalin-15-like. Lineage: Eukaryota; Metazoa; Chordata; Mammalia; Carnivora; Ursidae. The transcript is spliced from 4 exons. The record is from RefSeq and is a predicted model, not a curated record. Gene Ontology annotation, molecular function: small molecule binding. The annotation marks the transcript as partial.